Molecule: messenger RNA, 855 nt
Organism: Saccostrea echinata
Lineage: Eukaryota; Metazoa; Mollusca; Bivalvia; Ostreida; Ostreidae
Product: peptidoglycan-recognition protein SC2-like
Exons: 5
Coding region: 1-819 (272 amino acids)
Biological process (GO): peptidoglycan catabolic process
Molecular function (GO): N-acetylmuramoyl-L-alanine amidase activity; zinc ion binding
Source: RefSeq, a predicted model, not a curated record
AUGGAGCUUGUUGUAUUUCUCCGAAUUUCCUCACUACUUCUCUGUUGCUACAUUACAAACUCAAUCGCAAGUGAGUGCGCAUGUGCAACAGAUGACGUACACGUCAGAUCGGGGGCUGGUACAACUCAUCACAUACUGGGUACCUUGCCUACUGGAACAUGUCUUGCAUUCAAAGGACACUUGCACUCAGCCGGUGGCAUGCACUGGGCCAAUGUGGACUAUCACGGUCAGAAUGGUUGGAUAUCAUCAACAUACCUUACAUUCAAAUCUUGUUCACUAACAACAUCUCAUAAUACGGGCACUCAUUCCACCUCUGGUUGCCCAACCAUCAUCAGUCGUAGCGAGUGGGGUGCGCGUGCUCCAACCCACCAUAACGGAGCACUUCCGGCAACUCCUGGUCACGUUUAUAUUCAUCAUGGGGCCACCCCUGGCUGUCAUACAAAAGCUGAAUGCAUUAAACGAGUCCAAUCUUACCAGAACUAUCACAUGGAUUCACACGGAUGGUCCGACAUAGGCUACAGUUUCGUUAUUGGGGAGGAUGGAAACAUUUAUGAGGGUCGGGGAUGGAACACAAUUGGGGCCCACACCCUGCACCAUAACACUGAUGGACUAGGAUUUUGUGUCAUGGGAGACUUCACUUCACAUGCACCAAACAACCUGGCAUUAAACGCAGUGAAGAGUCUGAUUGAUUGUGGCUUAAAAACCGGAAGAAUUACUCACAACUAUGUGUUAAAAGGUCACCGUGAUGUCGGGCAGACGGCUUGCCCCGGAGAUAAAUUAUACGCCUUAAUAAAGACAUGGCCACAUUAUCACCAUUAGAACAGGCUUAUUGUCCGAUAAUGAUUUCAUUCCAAA